CCACCUCCUCCUGCUCCGGCUGUGGCGCGCGCGCUGCCAGCCCCCUUCCCCGAGCGCCAAAGCCAACGAGCGAUGCCUCAGAGCGGACCUCGCUACCCGCCAGUCCUCAGCGCCCCUAGCAGAAGCGGCGGUGCCAGCAGAAGCGGCGGCUCUCCUCCUCCUCCUCCUCCUCGCUCUCUCGGCACCACCGGCAAGCACAGCCCCGCCACAGCCGGCUCCUGCGCUCUCCCUCCGUCUCCUCGCGCGGCAGCGGAGUCUCUCUUUCGCUCGGCGGCUCCCCAUUGCAAAGUUUGCUCCGGCGUCGCCUCUUCUGCCGCCUCCUCGCUCUUUCCCUCCGAGAGCGGUGGCCGGACUUGGGCUGUGCGCUCUUGUCUCCCUCGCGCGCUCUUGCGCCUCGGCGAGGGGAGCUUUCCUUGAAUUGCCUUCUUUCGAAAACAAAAAGAGAGGAGGGCAAUUCCGCGGAGGAGAGGGGGGGGGGUCUCUCUCGGUCUCUCUCCCCUGUUCAUGUCGUGCCCCCUCCCCCUCCUUGGAUGUCUUCUCGGCCCCCCUGCUGGUACUGCUGAAAAAAAGGCCGGCCAGGGCUGCUUGGGGAGAGGUCGCCGAGGGAAGCUUUGCGCGCCUGCCUGGCUCUCCGAGCAGCGCCACAACCGUCGCCCCGGCGAAGAAACUCUUGGCCAGCUUGAUUUCGGGGUUGGCCCUGGUGGGGGUCGCCUGUAGCCCUGCGCCCCCCAACCGGACAGGAGCAGAAGCCACCUGUCUGGAGGAUUUUCUCUCGUUUUGAAUCAUCUCUCUCUCUCUCUCUCGGACUUUGGAUACGUUGUUGGAAACUGUGAAGGAUUUAAUCUCCGGUGUCGUUGUGUUGUUGUUGUUUUUUAAAUUAUUGUCGUUCUUAAGAAGGAGCCUUUUCUAUUUUUAUUUUUUUUAAAAAGCCUAUAUCUUAUAUCUCUCUAUUUUUAAAGAAAAGAUCCCGUCUUUCUCUCUCUCCUCCCGGUAUCCCGUUCGUUUCUUCUCCUCGCCCCUCGUUUUACGCGCUCCCUCCUCCUUGCUGAGGAGGAGUAAACAAUAGCCACGAGGAGAAAAAGGAAUAUGAUGGUUUCGUGGUUAACUUUCGCCUUCCUGUGGGGGACUUUCUGCACACGGCCAGGCCAUGGUGAGGCCGAGACCCGGGAAUGCAUCUAUUACAAUGCCAACUGGGAGCUGGAAAAGACCAACCAGAGCGGGGUGGAGCGCUGUGAAGGGGAGAAGGACAAACGCCUCCAUUGCUACGCAUCCUGGAGAAACAACUCUGGCUCCAUCGAACUGGUGAAGAAAGGGUGCUGGCUUGACGACUUCAACUGCUACGACAGGCAGGAAUGUGUGGCCACAGAAGAGAGCCCACAAGUGUUUUUCUGCUGCUGUGAAGGAAACUACUGCAAUGAGAAGUUCACUCACCUACCCGAAGUUACUGGCCCAGAAGUGGUCUAUGAGCCUCCGCCGCCAAGCCUCUCGCUGCUCAACAUUCUGGUUUACUCUCUGCUCCCCAUCAUUGCCCUCUCCAUCGCCAUUCUCCUUGCCUUCUGGAUGUACCGGCACCGCAAGCCCCCCUACGGGCACGUCGACAUCAGUGAGGACCCGGGUCUGCCACCCCCUUCUCCGUUGGUUGGACUUAAACCCUUGCAGCUGUUGGAGAUCAAGGCCAGGGGCCGCUUCGGCUGCGUCUGGAAAGCUCAGCUGAUGAAUGACUACGUGGCAGUCAAAAUCUUCCCCAUACAGGAUAAACAAUCCUGGCAGAGCGAGAGGGAGAUUUUCAACACCCCAGGCAUGAAGCACGAAAACCUUUUGCAGUUCAUUGCGGCAGAGAAGCGAGGAACAAACUUGGAGGCAGAGCUGUGGCUGAUCACAGCUUACCACGACAAGGGCUCUUUGACUGACUACCUGAAAGGGAACAUUGUCAGCUGGAACGAACUCUGCCAUAUAGCAGAAACCAUGGCUCGCGGACUCUCGUACUUGCACGAAGAUGUCCCUUGGUGUAAAGGAGAAGGACAUAAACCUGCUAUAGCACACAGGGACUUCAAGAGCAAAAACGUAUUGCUGAAGAAUGACUUGACAGCCGUGCUAGCAGACUUUGGGUUGGCUGUACGGUUUGAACCUGGGAAACCUCCAGGAGACACCCACGGACAGGUGGGAACAAGAAGAUACAUGGCUCCCGAGGUUUUAGAGGGAGCAAUAAACUUCCAGAGAGACGCCUUCCUCAGAAUAGACAUGUAUGCCAUGGGGCUAGUCUUGUGGGAGUUGGUCUCCAGGUGCAAAGCAGCUGAUGGUCCGGUAGAUGAGUACAUGCUGCCUUUCGAAGAGGAGAUCGGGCAGCAUCCAUCACUCGAGGACUUACAGGAAGUGGUGGUUCACAAGAAGAUGCGCCCUGCAUUCAAGGAUCACUGGCUUAAACACCCUGGUUUGGCACAGCUUUGUGUCACGAUAGAAGAAUGCUGGGACCACGACGCAGAGGCACGCCUCUCGGCAGGUUGCGUAGAGGAGCGGAUUUCUCAGAUACGCAAAUCAGCAAACGGCCCUACCUCGGACUGCCUCGUUUCCAUUGUGACCUCUGUCACCAACGUGGACUUGUUGCCCAAAGAGUCAAGUAUCUAAAGCCUGGUUCACGUUUUUUGUUUUUUUAUUUUUUGUGGUCUUUCCAGACUCACUGGAUUUUUUUAAAAGAAAGAAGUUAAACCACAAUCCAACAUACACA
Messenger RNA from Podarcis muralis (Common wall lizard), 2725 nucleotides. It is a transcript of the gene ACVR2B, whose product is annotated as activin A receptor type 2B. Gene Ontology annotation, molecular function: activin receptor activity; activin binding; ATP binding. Gene Ontology annotation, biological process: cellular response to growth factor stimulus; protein phosphorylation; activin receptor signaling pathway. Lineage: Eukaryota; Metazoa; Chordata; Lepidosauria; Squamata; Lacertidae. The record is from RefSeq and is a predicted model, not a curated record. Gene Ontology annotation, cellular component: activin receptor complex; plasma membrane.